CAACAUAAUUACGGUUAUAAUAUUUUUUUCUGACCACUUGAAUUCUUGAAAAUGCGAAAUCUCAAUUUCUCCUCCUUCUUCCUACUUGUCAUAAUUCUUACGUCGGGUUUAGUUCAAGAUUCGAUAGCAGAAACCUGCCCUGGUGGUAGUAUUCGCGAGCCCUGUAACGAAAACGAGGGUUGUCCGGAGGGUUACAAUAUUGAAUUAGGGCCUGUCACCAAAGAAUCUCAAACCUGUCAAUUUGUCCGACCAUUGACACCGGAGGAGCAAGCUAACCAGACAGCAUGCAUAUGCAACCAAUUCAUCAACUCCUGCACAGAAGACGACCUAUUCGAAUGCAUUGUGGACAUCACGGUUUGUCCGAAAUCAAUUCAACAGGAAAUUUGCAGUGGACAAAAAGGGUUUACAAAAUCAGCAGGCGUUUGCAAACCAUCCGACCCAACCCACAGUGUUAUUCACCCUGAAAAGGCACGUGAUUGGAUUGAAUCUACUUGUAAGAAAAUCGAUGGUUAUUGCAGAAAAAUUACCAGAAAAUCCAGGGGCAAUGUACACUAUCGUAAAAUAUCGUUUUCACAGUGUGUUGCCGUUAGCAAUGAAAAUUGCAAAUUAAUUUUCUCUGGCAAAUAUUAGACAUUAUGCAAAUCGUUUUAGUUCCAUUGAGAACUAUUUUAUUAUAUUCAAUUCUGGCAACAUUUUUCUAAUACUGUUGAAAUUUACGCUCUUUGGAAAAUUAUUAUGCACCUUAUUAUUUACGCAAUUAGAAUAAAAUAAUUUUACUCAAUUGUAAUGUGUUUGAAUGAAACAGUUCUAUGAAUACUCUGCAGCUUAACCAAACUUAACUAACACCAAAAAUAAAUGUUCUCAACUAGACUGGCUAA
Molecule: messenger RNA, 878 nt
Organism: Folsomia candida
Lineage: Eukaryota; Metazoa; Arthropoda; Collembola; Entomobryomorpha; Isotomidae
Exons: 2
Coding region: 52-630 (192 amino acids)
Source: RefSeq, a predicted model, not a curated record